Ipomoea nil (Japanese morning glory) is the source of this 3838-nucleotide messenger RNA. RefSeq lists its product as uncharacterized. Gene Ontology annotation, biological process: response to abscisic acid. The record is from RefSeq and is a predicted model, not a curated record. The transcript is spliced from 6 exons. Lineage: Eukaryota; Viridiplantae; Streptophyta; Magnoliopsida; Solanales; Convolvulaceae. Bases 2062 to 3432 code for a protein of 456 amino acids.
AAGCUGCGAUCACCUGCAAUUCGCUUCCCAUACACCCUAGGCAACUUGACUAAAUCAGUCAACCACUGCUUAUACCGCGCUAUAACGACUCAUAACUACCUUUCCAAGUACGCAGAAAACUAUCUUGCUUCCUGUAGCUGCAAAAGCCAAAGCUUCACUGUCAAUGGUGAAGAAGGAGAUAUUAUUGAUUUAGACGUUCUACCUCGACUACAGAAACAUGGGUUUUUCACAGACGCGUUCCUACUAAACAAAGUUGUAUCCACAUGCGCGAAAACGGCGUCUUUAACAGCCGGCUUUCAGAUCCAUUCUCAGAUUAUCAGGCUGGGUUUUGCCUCAAACCUGCAUAUCAACACUUCUCUCGUUGAUAUGUAUGGGAAAUUUGGGACCCUUUCGUUAGCUCAGAAGCUGUUUGAUGAAAUGCCCGAAAAGAAUGCUGUCACUUGGAAUGCGUUAAUUUCGGGAUAUGUGGAUGCCAGCUGCUCUGAGAUUGCCCUGGGAGUGUUUGUGAAUAUGCUGAGGGAGGGUGUUGAUCCGACACCGUUUAGUGUUUCGACUGUUUUGGUAGGGUAUAUGCAGCUCGAAGCGUUUGAACUUGGGGCUCUGUUGCAUGCUCUAUCUGUGAAAGCUGGGUUCAAUUCUCAGGUGCGGUAGGGACUGGUUUGAUUGAUAUUUAUUCGAGAUGUUUGAAUAUCGAGGCUUCGAGGAGAGUGUUUGAUGAAAUGUGUUAUAAGAAUGUUACUGCUUGGACUUCAAUGUUUACUGGAUAUGCUUGGAAUCAAUGCAAGUUUGAUGCUAUGAUUUUGGUGAAAGGAAUGUUGUUCGUGGGGAUUAAACCAAACUACAAAACUUAUACUAGUUUACUCAGCUCGCUUUGUUGCCCACAUGACUUGGUUCACUGCAAGCAAAUACACAGUUUGGUGAUUCGAGAAGGCUUAGAAUUGGCCCUUCACUUAGCAGCCACACUGGCAUCUAUAUAUUCAGCAUUUGGUUGUAGCUUAGAAGAUUUCUAUCAUCUCUGCUCUAACAUUACUGUGUGGAACCAACUCACAUGGAACGUCGCUAUUUCUGGAUUUUCGAAUUUGGGAGCUGUGGAUAAAGCUUUGAUAAUCUUUGGUAAAAUGAGGCGGGCAGGUUUUGCUGGCGACUGUUUCACAUUUACGAGCAUUUUGAAAGCAGUUGGGGUUGUUUCAGGUCUCGAAGAGGGGCAGCAGACCCAUUGUUUAUCUUUAAAAACGGGGUGUGACUCACAUGUUCGUGUUCAAAAUGGGCUUCUUUCCAUGUAUUCCCGAUGUGGAAAGCUCGAAGGUGCAGAGAGAAUUUUCUCAGGAAUGGAGAGACGGGAUUUAAUCUCGUGGAAUUCACUUCUCACAUGCUAUGCUUAUCACGGCUCUGGCAGGGAAGUCAUUACAUUGUUUGAACGAAUGAAGAGUAGUGGUAUUAGACCGGACUUGACCACAUUCCUCGUUGUGAUUUCCGCGUGUAGACAUGCUGGAUUAAUUCAUGAAGGACUCGAGUUCUUCGAUCUGAUGAUCACCGAAGAUUCUCUGCCUCCACCUAAGGUAGAGCAUUACGCUUGCAUUGUGGAUCUCUACUGCCGGGCUGGUCUUCUACAUGAAGCAGAGGGCUUAAUUAAGCAAAUGCCAAUCGAACCAGACCCCUCGGUGCUCAAAGCUUUACUGAGCGCCUGUCGAGUCCAUGACAACAAGGAAAUUACCCUACGCUGUGCUAGAAAGCUCGUUCAACUUUGCCCCGAUGAUGUUGCAACUUAUGUACUGCUAGGGAAUGUACUAGCAACAGGAGGGAAUUGGAAUGACGCGGAAUUAGUGCGCAAGGACUUGUGUGAUCGAGGGGUGAAAAAGGAUCCUGGUUGUAGCUGGAUAUGACGCAUUUCUAUUUUUUUUGGUGCGCCAGAGGGGCCGAGGCCCCAAGAAUGAAUCUUGAACAUUUUUACAGAUGAAGCUGGGUGGACAUUUGUUCAUAUUGAUUGCAAGUCAAUUGUUGGUACUUUAAUUUGUUGCCAUAUGUUGAAAGGGUGUACGCAGAGGUCAAUUCUUGGAUCAAAUGACACCUUGUUCCCCUCCCACAGACACACCCGACAAACAUGCAUUAACACAUGAUGCUUUGCUCUUAAAACCUUGUACUAAUUUCACAGAGAAGAAAGAAACUUCAAGAAUUUCGAAAAUUCUAUGCAGAUCAAUGGCUCAACUGGAUCGAAAAUCGUCUGAGAGCUUCAAGAAUUCCAACUCUCCAGCUUUCAAGAAUUCCAACUCUCCAGCUUUCAAAAAUUCCAAUUCUCCAGCUUUCAAGAAUUCCAACUCUCCACUCAAGAAUUCCAAUUCUCCAGCUUUCAAGAAUUCCAACUCUCCAGUUUUCAAGAAUCCCAACUCUCCAGCUUUUGAACGACAUAUACAAGGUGAUGAAAGGGUGUUGAGUCCAUUUGCGUCCCCAAACCAGAAGUGUUAUGAUCUAGAAGAAGCUUCCCCACACCAGCAAAGUAGCAAGAGAUCUGUUCUCACAAAAGUGAAAGAAAGGGCAAGGAAGCUGCGGCACAGUUUUAGUGGCAGCAGGAAGAAGCAUGAUAACCAGGGUCAUGGCGACGUCAGCACACCGACAUGGGGUGUCACCUUAGAGGACGAGGAUGAGGACGAUGAAGAUGAAGAUCCAGAAUAUCUUGGAGCUCCAAUGUAUGAAUCAGAACUGGCACCUGAUUCCUAUAAAGAAACUGCACGACAACACCCCCGAGCAGAUCCUAUGUUUUUUGAGAGGAAUGCUUCACCCCAAUGCGUACAACAUUCGCAAGAAUUCGAAAAUGAGAAUGGAAACGAAAGGUCUGAUAGCUCGAAUAAUGUGACAGCAACCUCAGGUGCAACUCAGGACAUUGAUUCUAAGUUUUUAGGUCUGAGUAUUAAGAACACAAGGGAGCAGUCAUCAAGAGAUUGGAAAACCGGGGAGAAUUCUGAUCAUCCUGCUGGCUUGGCGAAAUUCGGGCAGAAUGGCGAGGGAAGAAAAGAUGAGGUACAGCAAGGGAUAAUCACCCCAACAAGAUGGGAUAAAGGGGUAUCAGUGAAGGAGUACUUCAUGAACAAGCUUGAGCCCGGGGAAGACGAAAAAGCACUCUCAAAGGUCAUCUCUGAGGCCAUGAGUCCCAGAAGAGCUCCAGGAGAAAUGGGAGUGGUGGAGAAAGUGAGGGAGGUUGUCAAUUCAUUUCUCCGGCCUCAAGAACCCUCUUCUCAUUCCAAUCCAUCAUCAUCAUCAUCAUCUUCCACCACUACUACAAACCCGUCGCUUUCCAGAAUUAAAACCUCCAUCAGCAACACAACUUCAUCACCCAAAGCUUCCACUGAAAACUCAUCUCCAAUCAUCCCUGUAUCUACCAACCUUGAUGAAGCUUGUGAUGAACAGGUUCAUGCAAGGAUACCCCAAACAAACUGAUCAAGACAGUACUUUGAAUGUAACUACAUAUAGCAGGGAGUGAAUUAUUAUUUGGAUUCAGUGUAAAAAGUAGGAAGAAAUCAUCUGCUACCUCUCUCAGUUUUUAUGGACCCUCUCUUUUUUCCUUUGGCUGAAAGAAUUUGUAUUAGUUGUUUCUCUAUCUUCCCUUCUACAGAACUGUUAGCAUUUUAUAGGUAAGAUGUAAUGAUUAAUUAAUUAAUUUUUAAGGAAUAAUAAUAAGAGUGGCUGACAUGAUCUCUCAGCACUUCAGUUUAGUGAUUCCUCUCUAUAGAGGAUACAAUUAAGCAUUAUUAUUUUUGGGAGAAGAAGGAGAAGAGGAUACAAGCAUUUUCUUUAACUAUAGUUUAACAAUUUUGGACCUUUAUUGGCCCCAAAGGCCCUUUUA